Molecule: messenger RNA, 2881 nt
Organism: Python bivittatus (Burmese python)
Lineage: Eukaryota; Metazoa; Chordata; Lepidosauria; Squamata; Pythonidae
Source: RefSeq, a predicted model, not a curated record
CAAGAUGUCACUGAAAGUACAGACAAGUAACAUCACAAACAAGAAUGAUCCCAAGUCCAUCAACUCCAGGGUCUUCAUUGGGAACCUCAACACAGCAGUGGUCAAGAAGUCAGAUGUAGAGACCAUCUUCUCUAAAUAUGGCAGAGUGGUGGGCUGCUCUGUGCACAAAGGCUAUGCAUUUGUACAAUACUCAAAUGAGAGGCAUGCACGGGCUGCUGUCCUAGGGGAGAAUGGGAGAGUACUCGCCGGUCAGACUCUAGAUAUAAACAUGGCUGGAGAACCGAAGCCCAACAGACCAAAAGGACUAAAGAGAACAGCAUCUGCCUUGUACAGCAGUGGCUAUGACUUUGACUAUGAUUACUACAGAGAUGAUUUCUAUGACAGACUCUUUGAGUAUCGCGGAAGAGUCUCUCCCAUCCCCAGGAUGAUUCCUGUGAAGCGGCCACGAGUCACCAUCCCUUUAGUACGGCGUGUCAAAGCAACUAUCCCCGUCAAGCUCUUUGCCAGAUCUGCUGCUCUUGUGAACAGUUCAGCCAAAUUAAAAUUGAAAUGCAAUGAACUGCAGACAAUUAAAACUGAGCUGACCCAGAUCAAAUCCAACAUUGAUGCUCUCUUGGGCAGAUUGGAGCAGAUUGCUGAACAACAGAAAGCACCUACAGAAGUUAGGAAAAAAGCAGAUGGAAACAAAAGUGAAAUUUCUCAAGAAGACACAGCGUCAGAAGCAGACAUGAACACAGAAGAACCAUUAAAUGGGGAAGAAGAAGAAGAAGAGGAGGAGGAAGGUCUUGUGCAGGAUGACUGUGAUGAUAAAUUGAAGGACUGCAACAUACAUCAGGUACCACAGGCAUAUACGGGACAUUACCUGCAUUUUCAUACUGACAUCCCAUUGAUAUUGUCCUGAAACUAUCACUCAGCUGCCUUGCUGCUAACAUGAAAAGAAACAGAAAAGGAAGAAGAGGGGAAAUUACGGAAAAGAUGGUGAAAGAAACUUCGGCCUACAAGUGAUUAACCAAUCAGCAGCAGUGUUGUCUUUCUCUAUCCCUUGACAGCCAUUGGGCUACAUAAUUCUAUUUUUAUGUCAACCUUCUCUACUUACUGCAUCUAUUAAUAUUUGCCCUUGGUAUUUCAUACAAAGGUAGAGGAAAUAUUAUAUAAAUUCAAAAUAAUAAACCAAUUACUUUUUUUUCUCCCCCUCCUUCCUUCACUUAGCAUGUCAGCACAACAGCAACAAAAAGAGGGAGGAGCACAAGAAGUUAAAACUUGUCUUGACAUGUUGAGCUGGACAAAUGUUGACAUGCAGGGCUGCCACUGGGUCUCUGCCUGGAAUUCAAAAGGAGACCAUGGACCAAUAUCUCCAAGCACUUUUGUAGGACACAGGAAAGUUGCCAUCCCCAUUGACUGUCAUCACUACUCCCACUACACACACACCCCACACACCCCACCCCCUUCAUUGUACUACACUUGGAGCCUUGUAAUCAGUAUCCACUACUGAAACUGAUUUUGUAUUGAGAGAUGAAAAGUUGAGCUUUUUCUUUCUAGUGGCAGGAAAAGAAACAGUCUGUAGAAAGUCUACUUUCUUGAGGCAAGAGGGACUGUGGUGUGUAAUAAGAGUGCUAUUCCACACUAUACAAUGUGUGGUUUUGCAUUUGAAAUCCUGACCGUGCCUGGUUAAUCAGGUUGCCUCCUAGUGGUCCAUUUCUUUUGUUAGCCUUGGUCCAGUGCAGCUUCCUACAGUGUUGCAUUAGGAGCACACCCUUUAUCCUCUGAGAUAUCACCUGGUGAGAUGAAUGUGGUUGUUAUCAGGUCUCUUUUCACAGAAGUAAAACAAUCCUCCAUCCAGUUUCCUAAAGAUUAGGAAGGCAAAUAAUUGUUCUAUAUUAUAGAAGCAGAAAGGAACACUGACUAAAGUUGGGACAUACAGCAUAACAGGUACACAUAUUUUGACCCAAGCAUUUCAUAAGAAGGAUUAUGAAUGAAAUAUUCACUUUAUGACUCAGCCAUGCAGCCAUUAAGGUUCCAAAAUAUAAUUUACAGUUGUUCAUCUCAAGGGUUCACAAAAUCUAGCCUUGAAGACUCAACAAGGGCAAUUGAAGACAUAGAUAGCACAGUGUGUCCUGAUUUUUUUAAUUACAAGAGACCUAAAUGCAAAAGAAAAAUAUAUUUCUUCUCUGUUGACCUUUUUCUGACAUGCAAGUUUAUUUAUUUAUUUAUUUAUAUUUCAAAUUUGUCACCGCCCAUCUCACUGCAGAGCAACAAAUACUUUCAACCAGCCCAUACUCUGAAACACAAAAAAUAUUGUGUGGUUUAUUAAACUGAAAUCUCCUACAAAAUUGUAUUAUCCUUCAUUAUCUUUGUUUUUCAAGAUCCCCUUCUUUGUACAAUAAGAUGGUUUAUUCCUAAUUGCCAACUUCAAAAAUAGAUGGAGUGUUGGUUGCUUACCAGAGUAAUCCAGUGUUUCAGACUCCAACUAUUAUUCAGGAAAGCAGGGUGUAAAUCACAUUUUCAUACAGGCCAAAUUCAGAAGAUCUGAUCCUACCCUUCUUUCUAAGGAUUUCUGCUGGAAGAUAUACAACCAGAUAUAAGGAAUUUCUCUCCUUCAGGACAUGUUAACAGAUGAUUGCGUCUCUCAAAGCACAGAAAUUUACAACAAUUUCUUUGUUGAAAAUACAAGUUACAAACAGGCAAGCAUUGUUUUUCUUUCGUUCUCUUUCUCCUGUUGGGUCUUCUCUAUUAGCUUAUCCUGCAAAAUUUGGCCACUUUGGUGUCCUGAGCUAUUUUCAAAAUGCUUCCUAGACUUUGUUUUGCUAUGAACCAACUGCAGGACUGAAGAAUGGAAGAAAUUGGGUGGGGGGAUUUGUACAUAAAAUCCUGUAUAAUAAAA